AUGUCUGACAUCACCCCCUUCAUCACCGCCCUGGAGGCUGCCCAGAAGAAGGAGAAGUUCACCCCCGAGGUUCAAGCCGCCGCCGAGGGUAUCGACAUCGCAGCCCUGAAGGCUGUCUUCGAGAAGGUCGCCGAGCAGGGCGAGUUCGAGAAGCUCGACGAUGCCGCUGAGGCCGAGACCCUCCGCAAGGCCUUCGAGUUCGCCGCCAAGGCCGUCAUGAUGCUGAAGACCUCCCCCGGUCUCUUGGAGAAGAAGGAUCUUUACAUCUACUUCAAGGUUGGCAAGGGUGAAGUUAUGGAGAAGCCCGGCAUGUUCGAUAUCCAGAAGAAGCAGCUCUUCGGUGCCUGGGAGAAGGUCAAGGACUACAGCCCCGCUAAGGCUCACCAGCUUUACAUUGGACACGUCAACACCUUCAUUGGCAAGUACGGUACCCGCGACGAAUAG
Molecule: messenger RNA, 444 nt
Organism: Penicillium paradoxum
Lineage: Eukaryota; Fungi; Ascomycota; Eurotiomycetes; Eurotiales; Aspergillaceae
Product: acyl-CoA-binding domain-containing protein
Exons: 2
Coding region: 1-444 (147 amino acids)
Molecular function (GO): fatty-acyl-CoA binding
Source: RefSeq, a predicted model, not a curated record